CUCCUCCAGACACCAUGAACAAGAUCAUCAUCUAUGAAAAUGCUGUCUUUCAAGGCAUCAGCAAAGAGUUCACCUCCUCUGUCUCCAACUUAGCUCAGGAGAAUUUUAAUGACUGCAUCUCCUCUCUGAAGGUGAUCGGGAAUCCAUGGGUGGCGUACUCAGAUGUCAAUUUCAGUGGUAACCAGGAAAUCUAUGAGGAGGGUGAAUACGCCAGAGUGGAGCACAAUGACAGCAUUUCUUCACUAGAGGUGCUGACGGAGGACCUGACGAACCCUCAGAUAACACUUUAUGAAGAUGCGGACUAUAAGGGCAGAAGUAUUGUGCUGAAGGAUGAGACCAACCUGUGGUACGGCUCUUUUAACAAUGUGGCAUCUUCUCACAAGGUUCAGAGAGGAGCCUGGGUCCUGUAUGAGCAUGCCGACAGACGUGGGGCAAAGAUGGUGGCCAGAGCUUCUUGUGAUGUUCCUGUGUACGACUCAUUCAAUGACCGAGUGUCCCAUGUGUGCCCUCUGAAGCCAGGAAGGCCCACUGUUACAGCAGAGGUUCUCUGGGACAAGAAAGAAGAACAUGUCAAAUCAGUUACGAUCGACUCCAUAUGUGGUCUGAACUGUGGAGAACGUGAAGAAAGCUUCUCCACUGAGCUGUAUAGAGAAUAUGAGGGCUCUGUCACUGACAGCUUCAGCUUUGGCAAUGCUACACAGAUCACCUGGGGAAUGAAAUUUAGUGUAGAUGUAGAACAGAUGAAGGGAAACCACAACCUGAGUAAUACCUUCACUGUAGAGAAAGGGAGCAGCAACACCAGAACUGAGAAGAAGAGUGUCCGGAUCUCCCUGCCAGCCACUGUCCCUCCCCGCACCAAGUUCACUGUGAACGUGGUAAGGAAGGAGGUAGAUGUGAAGGUCCCAGUCAAGCUGACCAUCACUGCUGGGUCCCUCAGCAUGAAUGAAUUUGGAGAGUACAGGUGCCAGUCUGGUAACUCCAUCACCACCGAGUACAUAGAGGAUAAAAUCUAG
Molecule: messenger RNA, 1013 nt
Organism: Colossoma macropomum (tambaqui)
Lineage: Eukaryota; Metazoa; Chordata; Actinopteri; Characiformes; Serrasalmidae
Product: epidermal differentiation-specific protein-like
Exons: 1
Coding region: 15-1013 (332 amino acids)
Biological process (GO): visual perception; lens development in camera-type eye
Molecular function (GO): structural constituent of eye lens
Source: RefSeq, a predicted model, not a curated record